AUGAUGUCUAAGAAGAUCCCCCAGUGCCCUGCACCGGAUCAGUCGGAGCAUGAUCAGCCGCCCAGCCAUUGUCAGGUGGACCGGUCCGCAAAUGCAGCACUGGGGUGUAGGAACAAGGCUGAAUCAGGUCAAAGAAACGCAGAGACAGCGUCAUCGUCCCCAGAGAGCGGCAGCUUGAACGGAGAUGGAAAGCGCAGCGGUAAAAGCCGCCGCCGCAAGAAACGUUCAGCCAAUUCGGAGAGUCGCCCUGAGGGGAAGGUAGACAGUAAGCCCAAGAAUGAAGAGAAGCCAGACAAAAAGAACAGCCAGCCAUCUGACCCCCGUGCUGGGCUGGUUGGCCUGCAGUCUGAGUGCGCUAAUGUAUGGUUUGAGCGCAGCAUCUACGAGCGAGCUGAGAGCCUCUACCAGUGCUGGUUGGCGAGCUCCUCCAAUGGGACCACCAAGUCAAACCGGUCACCUCCAGCCCCAGGGAAACACUCAAACUCUCCAGCCACUGUAGCUCCAUCUUCCUCAGGACUGGUGUGCCGCCAUAGUGAUCAGGUGGCCUGUCACCAUGUUGUCCAGGCCGUGUGGGUGAACAAGACGACCUUUGACCAAGCAGAACGUCGCUAUGUUGAAGACUCCAUGCAGGUGCCCGUUCCAAACUCUCUGGACCUCCCAUCCCUGCCUAACCGCUCCAUCACACCUAGAACACCUGAUGAAGGAUAUCAAUCUCUCGCCCCGACACCUGCAACCCCCGUCAUCCAACAAGCAGCUGUCACACCAACCAAUCGACAGUCGAUUAAUGGACUGCCUCGCAUUCCUGUGGAGCUGCUCAGAGACGUGUGGAUCGAGAAACCUCUGUAUGACCGCGCCGAAGCAGCCUUUUACCAGAAUCUGUACGGUAACAAUUCCUCCAAACGGUCCAGCUGCGCCUCCACCUCCAGAAGUAGCGACCCCCCUCAAAGCCUGGUAGAAGAGGAGGAGGAAGAGGAAGAUGAGGAAAUGAUGGUGGAGGAAAAACGGGUGGUCCCGCAGGGUAAAGCAGAAGUCUUCCACGCUCUGCUCCCCAUUCAGGAGGAAGAGGAGCCAGCUGAGGUCCCAGAGAAGGAGGAAGUGUCGGGGGCCGGAGUCUGUUACUUCAAUCACCCAGACAGCGAGCGGGUGUGGCUGGACAAGUGGCGGUAUGAUGCUGCAGAAAGUCGUUUCCAUGGUUACAAUGGGAGUGAAGCUGUGGUGGUGAAGAAGGGUCGGAGGCCAGAAGCGACAUCAAGUCCCUCCACCGCCCCACUGAGGGACAAGUAUGACCAAACCGAGAGAGUGGAGUCGCUCCAGAUAUUUCCAUUUGAUCUUUCAUUGUUAUUUUUGGGGCCCUCUCUUGUCCCUCCUUGCUCUCUCCUCUGUAGCACCAUGAGUUCAGUGGAUUUUCUGGCCCAGGAGAAGAUCUGGUUUGACAAACCCCGCUAUGACGAGGCAGAGAGACGCUUCUACGAGCGCAUGAACGGCUCCUCGCAACCAACACAGGAGGAUGUCGGAGCUAACACCAUUCUGCAAGACAUUGCUCGUGCCCGGGAGAACAUUCAGAAAUCUCUAGCAGGACUGAAGAACACACUGUGUAACAGAGGGUCUGGUCAACCUUCCCUGAGCCAACAGUCCCAGCUUAGCAGCAGCAGUUCAGCUGAUCAGGGGGAAAUCAUCAGUCGCAUCAAGAGCCUGGAGCUGGAAAACCUCAACUUAAACAAAGUGGUGGAUGACUUGAAGGCUGCACUUUCCAAACUGGAAUCUCGGGUGUCUGUUUUGGAGAAAUCUCCUGCAGCUGUGACUGUGGCUCCCGCUCCUUCAGUACCCUACACAAACGGUUACUAA
Plectropomus leopardus (leopard coralgrouper) is the source of this 1845-nucleotide messenger RNA. The record is from RefSeq and is a predicted model, not a curated record. Lineage: Eukaryota; Metazoa; Chordata; Actinopteri; Perciformes; Serranidae.